AUGGCCCCCCCCCCCCCCCCCUCUCUUCCCUCCCUCUCCCCCCUCCCCAUCCAGGUCCACAGUAAUAACCGUCACACCCAGGGUGUGAGGGUCUUCAGUAAGGUAGAUUGUCAGUUUAAACCUGGCCUCUUACUCCCCUGGUCCUCGCCCCCCCUCUCCCUGGCUGUACCUCUAGAGGACCUGAAGGACCCCUCCUCACGCCCCAUCUCCCUGCCCCUGGGGGGUCGCCCCGCCCAGAUCUUACGCUGCCAGUUUGCCUUUGCAGACCGAUGGAUGCUCAUCUCUGAGAUCUCCUUCUACUCCGAGCCGUACGGGGAGGGUGUCGACCCCAUGGACACGGGCUCUGCUCUUCCUGCUCCUCCGGUCUCCUCCGCUACUCCUCGUCCUCCUCCUCCUGUCUUCCCCUCCUCUGUCAGCCCCGCCCUCAACCACAACUCCUCCAACUUCACUAGCGUUCCCUCAGAACCCCCCACCACCAACCCCAUGAUGGACAGCACGGGUAACAGCACACUGUCAGGGGCCGACUUCGAUGCUGUGACCCCAGGGGCGGGCCUUCCUGUUGCCAAGGACGACAGCAGCAACACAGCCAUCCUGAUUGGCUGCCUGGUGGGCAUCAUCCUGCUGCUAUUGACUGUGAUCGCUGUCAUUCUGUGGAGGCAAUACUGGAAGAAGAUACUGGGCAAGGCCCAGGGCAGUCUGUCCAGUGACGAGUUGCGUGUCCAUCUGUCCGUCCCCUCGGACAACGUGGUGAUCAACAACACACACAGCUACUCCAGCCGCUACCAGCGUAUACACACUUUCCCUGACGACAGGGAGCGCUGUGACGGAGAGGGAGAGUACCAGGAGCCCAGCGCACUGCUCCGACCACUAGGACAAGACAGCACCGGACGAGACAGCACCGCCUUGCUGUUAAACAACCCAGCCUAUGACCUCCUCCUGUCAGAUCAGAGGCAGCAUGGCUCAGGCUCCUCGUGGCCCCUAACCGUCCCUAUGGCCCGGGCCAGCUCCUCUCACCCUCAGGAGAAGAGCCUCAAUAAUGGGGCCCAGGGCUGUGGUAUGGACUUGGAGAAAGGCUUGCCCCCCACCCAGGAGGAGCCUCCCCCGUACCCCGAUGCCCCUCCCUACCCGGCCCUGUCUCCCCCCUUCCCCGCCAGCGUGCCCCACUAUGCAGAGGCGGACAUUGUUAGCUUGCAGGGCGUCAGUGGUAACAACACGUAUGCAGUGCCAGCCCAGACCUCCCCCAGCCCCACUGCAGCAGACUGCACCCCCCUGCCUGAACUGCCCCGACACUGUCUGGUCUUCAAGGAGAAACUGGGAGAAGGACAGUUUGGAGAGGUGCACCUGUGUGAGAUUGAGAGCCCUCAGGAACUGCCUAACCUGGAGUUCCCUUUCAACGUGAGGAAAGGACGCCCUCUACUGGUGGCUGUUAAGAUACUGCGUCCUGACGCCUCCAAGAACGCCAGGAAUGACUUCCUAAAGGAGGGGAAGAUUCUGUCUCGUCUGAAGGACCCCAACAUCAUCCGUCUGUUGGGAGUGUGUGUGAGCAGCGACCCUCUCUGUAUGGUCACAGAGUACAUGGAAAGUGGAGACCUCAACCAGUACCUCUCACACAGAGUCCUGCUGGACAAGACCGGACCCACACAUAACACCCCCACCAUCAGUUACCCUGCUCUGAUCGCCAUGGCCAGUCAGAUAGCUUCAGGGAUGAAGUUUCUGUCGUCUCUGAACUUCGUGCACCGUGACCUGGCCACAAGAAACUGCCUGGUGGGGGGUGAGAAGGGCGAGAGCGGGGGCGACCGGGGCGGGGAGCGACCCAUCAAGAUCGCCGACUUUGGGAUGAGCAGAAACCUGUACGCUGGAGACUACUACCGCAUCCAGGGGCGAGCCGUGCUGCCUAUACGAUGGAUGGCCUGGGAGUGUAUACUGAUGGGGAAGUUCACCACAGCCAGUGACGUGUGGGCGUUUGGUGUGACUCUGUGGGAGAUGCUGAGUGUGUGUCAGGAGCAACCCUACUCCAACCUGACUGAUGAACAGGUCAUAGACAACGCCGGAGAGUUCUUCAGGGACCACGGAAGACAGGUGUAUCUGAGCAGGCCAGAUGUGUGUCCUCAGGGUCUCUAUGACCUCAUGCUGAGCUGCUGGAACCGGGACUGCAAGCUCCGCCCAUCAUUUGCCCACAUUCACUCCUUCCUCACAGAGGAUGCCAUGAACAUGGUGUAGAGAGAGAGAGAGGAAUGGAAGAGUGAGAUGGAGAGAGGGGGAUGAGAGACUGCUCCUCCAACCUUCAUUCCGCCAUUCAUCGUAGAGAUGAGUGCUUUGAGCGAGGGAUGUGUGUAGAAGUGGUGGAGGUGUGCAGUAGAGGGACGGGUGCCUGCUUGUAUAUUUUGUAUCUCUCUAUGAUGGGCGGAUGGGGCUGAGACACCGCUGGUUCGGUUUUCACUCCCACGAGACAGACCCCAACCCAAACCCCUUUACCCCCCCUGAGUAGUCUCUAGAUUGUCUUGAUAAGAAUGUAACACAACACAAUGGUUAGUGCGGUGGUGGGUUGAUGUCUGAUUCUGCAUAGUGCUUCCAGGACCACCGAUGGUCUGUCAAUGGUCUGCUAGCGAACACAGGGAAGCUGUAAGACGUAUGGGGAGGCGAUGUGACAAUGCUUGGUAAUGUAGAUGAAGCUAAAAUGAUUUUGUAACGUUUCUCAAAGAAUAUCAACAAUACCAAUCUGAUUAUGCAUCAAUGUCAGACAUUAAUACUCUGAAAUGUGAUCAUAGCAUAUUAACAUUUUGGGAUAAACUUAACACAUCAUCCUAUAUAGAUAUUUUAUUACUUGACCUGCUAAUGUUUUUGGUAUUUGUAUAAAUCAUGUGCUAGGGUUACUGGUGAAGGUCUAUAUAUAUUCUCAUACUGUCAACAUUUCUCCAUCUCAAAACGGUACACACACAUUUUUCACACAGAGGUGAAAUUGCACACAAGGUUUGCUGUCUUAGUACUAUAUAGAAAUACGAGUAUGUCCCAGUAUAUUUCACUAGUUUUCAGUAUAUAACCCAGUUCUUCCCAGCCCCAAACCCUCCAUUCCAGACCCCAGUCUGUUGUCUCUAGUCUCAUGGAACCAGACGAGUGUGGCUGAAUAUUGCAUUCUAUUCCUCUGGCCUACCCGUUAAAGUCUGGCAAGCAGAAUGAUGGUAUCUCAUACACAGGCCAGUAGCAGACACAGCAACAGCUGUUCCACCAGCAGUCUGUAACACCAGGCAUUAGACACACACACACAAUGCUGUCAGUCAGUCAGCUGCUCAGCCCAGACUAGGCUGGCGUUGUGACUAUAUUCUGCCUCCCUCUCCACCCAACUCAGUAUCUCACCAAUCCAGAAGCCUUUCAUUCUGCAGUCUCACUCAUAUCUCUCACAAUUGAUCCACUCUGAGCUGUAACUAUGGAGUUAUACUGGACUGAUGUGAACUGAUCUGGACUCGAUGACUCUUUCCAGGACAGGAAGUGUGUGGUUGUUACCGUAGAGAUAUGGUUGUUACUCUACCAGACCUCCAAACUGAAACCCUUUGGACCUCCGGAGCCAGAGAGAACUGACUGGUGUCACGUGACGUGAGCCUCACUGCCUGAGAGAACAGGUACAGUAGGGGAGGUGCUACAACCAAUGAGAUUUGAACUUAACAGAAGAGAGACAUCCUUCCUGAUGGGAGCUGGAAUAGUACAGCCCACAGCAACACACACUGAAAGACAGACAACACUGCCUGUGCUGUGACAUCACAUGUGAAACUGACAGUUGUGAUUGGUGACUAGCUGAUGGAACGGCAUAACAUGGAUGGACAGAUGGAUUGACGACUAGAGGGGAGUGGGGGCUGAUAUGUAAAUGACCAUUUUCAUGUGUAAGUGAGGUGAGCGAUGUGAUUUUCUACCAGUGAUGAAUAGCGGAGCUGGGUCUGACUCAGUGACCCAGAUGCAGAAAGGAGGUUCAUAUAUAUGUCCAAUACACUACCAGCUGCACUUUAAAGGCGGUUUCUGUCCGCACGCCCCAAUACCUGCACUAGAAUUGUAGAGUCUUGGCCAGUCUUGGGGCGUAGUUACAGUACUUGUAGUUGAACUAAUUAACGACACUGAGUAGCUCCCACAACAGUAUCAUGUUGGUAUGCCAGUCUGGAUGUUGGAGCGUACAGACAGUCUGUAUCCCCUUGGUGUUAGUACCGAUAGCAGUCCAACAUGGCAUUGCUGGUCAAAAUAGAUGUAGUUCUAAACAGAAAAACAGGUCAGUGUCUUGUGAUUUAUCAUCUUAAAGUUGAUCAUGUAUUCAUGAUUCAUUUCAGUGGAUUGUUGUUCAAAUAGAACUGCCUCAUGAAAGGUGUUGUCAAGGAGGAAAAUCUGUCUGCGUUAUGAGGAAAGGUAGAGCACACCAAAUGCUUUCUGCCAGUGUUACCCAGCAAUAGGGAAACGAUCAGACCGAAUGGUUAAAACGGCAAUCACAACGGAUUUAACACUCAUGAGAAGAGGAGCACUAACAACUGUAUCCAAAGCUUUCUAGUUUGUCAGUAACCUUUCAUCUACAUUAUCCCAACAUAAGCUGCCCCUGGUGGACUCUGCCUCACUGAGUGUAGUUCUGCAUAAUGUGUCAGGCUUAAUCAAGAUGAUCAAAUAAUCCUUGUUUACUGAUUGAAUGAGUGUGAAUGGUGGUGCCAUACGAAUGUGUGUCUCGAUUGACCUUUUUUGAUACACUGUAGCCCAACUAAACCCAUAUUUGUAUAUAUAUUUCCUGUAUAUGUACUUAGAAUCUCCUUGUUGUCAGUGAUGCUGUCAUCCUUUGUCUUAGAAUAUGUACACAUCAUCAGGUUCAUCUUCAAAGGACAGAAUUUUUAUUUUGUUGUCUAAUAUAUGGAAUUUCUUUGUUACAGUUGGGGUCUCUUUUUGUUCCUCUGUAGAAAGCUUGCUACCUUACCUUGAUGCCAUUAUAAUUCAUUGUGUUGUCUAUUUUUGUAGUUUUAAUAAAGUUAACCUUUCCAAAUAAA
Oncorhynchus nerka (sockeye salmon) is the source of this 5006-nucleotide messenger RNA. RefSeq names its product epithelial discoidin domain-containing receptor 1-like. Lineage: Eukaryota; Metazoa; Chordata; Actinopteri; Salmoniformes; Salmonidae. Bases 1 to 2220 code for a protein of 739 amino acids. Gene Ontology annotation, cellular component: signaling receptor complex; plasma membrane. The record is from RefSeq and is a predicted model, not a curated record. Gene Ontology annotation, molecular function: collagen binding; ATP binding; protein tyrosine kinase collagen receptor activity. The transcript is spliced from 14 exons. Gene Ontology annotation, biological process: protein phosphorylation; positive regulation of phosphatidylinositol 3-kinase/protein kinase B signal transduction; multicellular organism development.